Messenger RNA from Trichomonas vaginalis G3, 1287 nucleotides. Its product is annotated as spectrin binding. Bases 1 to 1287 code for a protein of 428 amino acids. Lineage: Eukaryota; Parabasalia; Trichomonadida; Trichomonadidae. The record is from RefSeq and is a predicted model, not a curated record. The transcript has a single exon. Gene Ontology annotation, molecular function: protein binding.
AUGGUGUUGUUUCAACUCAACAAUCAAAUACUUCAGAGGAUUAAUACCUGUCGAACGUGCGACAAGAUAACUGUGAAAAUUAAUAACGUCGAAAUCAUUCUUAAUAAAUACUUUGCCGUUGCAAUUUCAAAAUUGAUCUAUGCAAAUUAUCUGUUAGAUAAUAAUAUUGCCAUUAUUGACAUUACCACAGAAAUAGAAACACCAGAUACAUACAAUAUAUUGAAAGAUAUCCUUCAAUAUAGGAAAUCAGAAGUUGAAUGCAAUGAAACCGUGUUGAAAGAUCUCUUUCAUAUCGGAUUAAAAUUAGAUAUUAAUGAACUAAUUGAUUUGUAUAAAAAGAGCAUCAGAGAUAAUACAAAAAUCGACAAAAAUAAUUGUAUUGAUUUACUUGAAUUUUAUUUCGAUAUAUCUGCUGAAGACAAUACAUUUAAAUGUGCAGAUUUCAUAUCCUCUCAUUUCUUUGAAAUUGAUGAAGAUAAACUCAGAUCAAUUUCGAAAAAACUCGGACUUGACAUUCUGCAAAGAAUAAUCAUGAGUGAUAAACUCAAAAUCAAAGAUGAAGAUUCACUAGCAAAAUUCGUCAUUUCACUCACAAAAGAAAGUAAAAUAUUUUACCAAUUGAUUGAAAAUAUUCGAUUAGAGUUUUGCAGCAAACAAAUUAUUGAUGAAAUUCGAAAUUUAAGUAAUGAAAGUAACUAUAAUAUCAUCAUUAACUCUUUCCAUGAUUCUUUAUUGAGAAUAAGAACUACUAAAUCUAAUUAUCCUCGUUACAAUAUUCAAGACGACUUUCUACAAAAGAUUUCUGAACUAAAGAAAUCAAAUGAUUUCUCAAAUAUUUAUAAAUUCUUAGAUGAAAUAUCUGAAAAAGAUAAUAAAAUUAUGAUGUCGAUUGCAUUAAAUGGACUUGCAGGGACAGAAAAAUCGCCCGAAUAUUAUAUUAUCCAUGAAGCAGCUCGAGCUGGAAAUCUCAGACUUGUUAAAUGCCUUGGGGAAUAUGGAUUUGAUAUUGAAACAAAGGAUAAAAGAAAUGGAGAUAAUCCACUCAUUAUUGCAUCAUAUACUGGUCAUCUUGAAGUUGUUCAAUAUCUUAUCUCAAUUGGAGCUAAUAAAGAAACAAAGAAUAAUGGUGGAUGGACUCCACUCAUUUGUGCAUCAGAUUAUGGUUAUCUUGAAGUUGUUAAAUAUCUUAUCUCUGUUGGAGCUGAUAAAGAAGCAAAGAAUAAUAAAGGAAAAGCAUGUUACAAUUAUGGAAACCGUGAUAUAAGAAAUUAUCUAUCUUCAAUAUGA